CGCGUUCCAUUCCAGUAGGCCCGUGUUACGGUCACACUGCUGGCCCGGAGCAUGGAGAUGUCCUCGAACUGAACUCGCUCUGAGCGGAGUCAACAGAAUGUCCUCGAAGCAGUCAUCCGCCGCGGUAGCAGCGGCCGUGGCCAGCUGCAAACUGGAGAAGCAGCAGCGCCGUCGCCUUGCGGCCUUCGACUUCGACCACACGAUCGUUUCCCAGAACACGGACACCGUGGUCCGUGACUUGCUGCCCACGGAAGUGACCAGCGCUCGCGCCAACGAACUCGUGGAAAACGAUUGCUGGACGGAGUAUAUGGCCGAGGUGUUCCGACUAUUGCAUGAGCAACAGGUGCCGGAGGCUCGCAUCCGGGACACCAUUCGAGGCAUACCCGAGGUUCCUGGAUUCGUACGUCUCAUUAAACACUUGGCAAAGCGGCUUCACUAUGACCUGAUCAUAAUCAGCGACUCGAACAGCGUUUUUAUCGAGGAGUGGCUGCGGGCGCACAAUAUAGCAGAUUGCUUUGUAGCUGUCUUCACCAAUCCGGCGGAAUUCGACGCCUCCGGCCGUCUGCUCGUCCGGGCCCACCACCAACAAUCGGACUGCAAGCUGAGCGCCAGUAACCUGUGUAAGGGUCGCGUCCUAGAGCACUUUGUUAUCGAACAGGACUUGCGCCGCAGUAUUCGCUACGAUCAUGUUUUUUACGUGGGUGACGGGAAUAAUGACAUUUGUCCCGUGCUGCGACAGCGGGCCUGCGAUUUUGCCUGCGCCCGCAAAGGAUUCGCUAUGGAAAAGCAUCUACUGCGUAACCGCAGCAAGUUGAAGCUGCGAGCCCAGCUGUUGAUCUGGAAGAGCGGCUUCGACCUGAUGGACCAGAUGCUGGCCCUGCCGCAGCUGAAGACCCUACAGUUGCAGGAUGAUGCUGAUCCUGACCCCGAAGCCGAGACCGAGGCACCGGAGGUGGCACGCCGAGCAUCGGCCAUCGCCGGGCCGGCCAAGUCACCAAAUUAAGGAGGCAUGUAUAGGCAUUUGGGACCUGCUCGAGAACUUCUAAACUCGUGAAGGUCUCAAUUCAGCAUACGCAUCCGCAUCCCCAUCCCAUCAUCCAUCAGUUGUUCCAUCAUGUGGUCUGGUCUGUUUUUGAUUUAAUCCGCUCCCUCCUUUUAUUGCACCGACUAUGCUAAGUAUGCUAAGUGGAUCUAUGUGCCAGGACUUAAACCUGCAGAACAUAUUGUCUAAAACAGUACAAUUUCAGUGGUGUGCCAGUUCAAGGAGUCAAUUUUGGGCUGCGGCUGUUAAUGUUUAUUCCAUGUGUGUAUAUUGUAACUUGUUGUAAUUGAAAUUAUCGCAAGCUGUAUAUGAGUGUCCAUAUUAUAUGCAUUUGAAUGUGUGUUUUGCCGUUACUGCA
Molecule: messenger RNA, 1400 nt
Organism: Drosophila eugracilis
Lineage: Eukaryota; Metazoa; Arthropoda; Insecta; Diptera; Drosophilidae
Product: pyridoxal phosphate phosphatase PHOSPHO2
Exons: 2
Coding region: 98-1003 (301 amino acids)
Molecular function (GO): phosphatase activity
Source: RefSeq, a predicted model, not a curated record